Cuscuta europaea is the source of this 983-nucleotide messenger RNA. NCBI's taxonomy places the organism in Eukaryota, Viridiplantae, Streptophyta, Magnoliopsida, Solanales, Convolvulaceae. The record is from the annotation of a GenBank genome assembly.
CUUGAAUGUAUCUUCAUUCUUCGAAAUUGGAGGCCUUGGGCCAUAGGAUAGUACAUUCACUAGUUAUGAGGGCUUGGCCGCUCUUACAUUAUUGGUAAAAUUUAACUAAAUGGUGUACAUUACAGUGCCUAGGGACCUCUUUCCCGUUGGGGCGUUUGAGCUUGUAAGUCCCAGGUUUGAUGAUGGCUGCUAUGAUGUAGGGGCCUUCGAAUUUUGGUGCCAUUUUUCCUCCCUCGGUUGGUUGGCUGGCUUCCCUCCUCCGGAGGACAUAGUCCCCCACUUGGAAUUCUCUGGUGCGAACUUUGGCGUUGAUGUAGCUUUUGACUUGCCUUCGGUAAUUUUCUGCCCGGAUGAAGGUGUAACACCCCGGCCCCAUAAGACCCGAGGUAGUUACUCCGGACCAAUAGUACUGUCCCCACAAACCACCACGAGCCUUUACCGCACACUUUGUCCUCACUCAUGCGCGCCCUGAGAAACUUCCCAAGGGGUCACCCAUCCCAAGACUACUCCCGUGCAAGCACGCUUAACUUUGGAGUUCUUGGGUGAUGAGCUCCCUUAAAAGGAGAUGCACCUCUGUUGGUAUGAGUAAUACUAUUAAUCCAUUUAUAUUAAAUCUCAAGUGUUACAAUCACCACCACUUAGGAUCGCAACGUCCUCGUUGCGUCCUUGAACCAAUCUCAAAUUUCAAUCAAAUCAUAUCCCAGAAUCUUCCCCCGCUAGGUGCCCGCCCGAUAUCCAACGGGUCAUCACACUGUCGCGGGGUUGCUCUGAUACCACCUGUAACACCCCGGCCCCAUAAGACCCGAGGUAGUUACUCCGGACCAAUAGUACUGUCCCCACAAACCACCACGAGCCUUUACCGCACACUUUGUCCUCACUCAUGCGCGCCCUGAGAAACUUCCCAAGGGGUCACCCAUCCCAAGACUACUCCCGUGCAAGCACGCUUAACUUUGGAGUUCUUGGGUGAUGAGCUCCCUUAAAAG